AUGAGCUCAAAUCCUCACGCUGCAGUAGUUGGAGCAGGAUUGGUAGGAUGCCUCGCAGCAUGUAUGCUCGAAAGUCGUGGAUGGUCGGUGGACAUUUACGAAGCCAGAGAAGAUUUCAGGAUACCUUCUAAUCUUCCCACAAGAGCUAGAUCGAUCAACUUGGCAUUUUCAGCUCGCGGGAUUGAAGCAAUCAGAUCAAUUGACUCUGAUAUGGUCGAUAGAUUAUUGCAGCAAGUUAUACCUAUGAAAGGAAGGAUGAUUCAUAGUCCGGAGGGCGGGUUAAACUCUCAACCAUACGGGUUGGAUGGAGAGAGGAUCAACUCAAUCGACAGAAAUCUCUUGAAUCAAUCUUUGCUGAAAGAGGCCAGCAAGAGAAGCAACAUCAACAUUCACUUUUGCCACCAGCUUGUUCGAGCUGAUUUUGAUGAGAGAUCGCUGUACUUUCGCAAUUCGAAGAAUCAAGAAGAAGUUCAUGUCAAAGCGGAUCUGACUAUAGGAGCAGAUGGAUCAUAUAGCAAAGUCAGGGAGCAAAUCAUGAGGCGGAGUAGGGUCGACUUCAGCCAAGAAUACAUCGAUGAUCUGUAUCUCGAAUUAUCAAUUCCACCUGGAAAAGAUGAAGUGACUGGAGAACCAACUUUUGCGCUGGACCCGCAUCACUUGCAUAUCUGGCCACGUCAUUCCUUCAUGUUGAUAGCUUUACCUAACCAAGACAAAUCCUUCACAUGUACACUCUUUGCUCCAUUCACAGGAGUUUUCGAUCAACUCGAGCCUCCUAAAUCGCCUCAGGAAGAGAAGAAAAUUAUUCAAUUCUUUGAAACACAUUUUCCUGAUGCACUAGGAAUCAUGGACCAAUCUGAAUUGAUUCGGUGUUUUCAGGAGAAUCCAAGGGGCAGCUUAUUGACAAUAAAGUGCACGCCGUAUCAUUACAAAGAUAAAGCCCUCAUAUUGGGUGAUGCUGCUCACUCUAUGGUCCCAUUUUAUGGCAAGUCAAGUCAGGGCAUGAAUUGUGGGUUAGAAGAUGUCAGGAAAUUAAGUCAACUCUUGGAUAAUCGUUCUUUAUCCCUUGAAGAAGUCUUGGAAAAAUACAGUUCCACUCGUCACCAGGAUUUGGUUGCCAUUUGUGAUUUGGCAAUGGGAAAUUAUAUUGAGAUGCGGGAUAAAGUGACUCGUAUCGAUUACGUGAUGAGAAAAGCCUUGGAUGGAUUCCUAGCCAAAAGCUGGUUUCUGAGAGGAAAAUGGUUACCUCUCUAUACCAUGGUCACUUUUCGACCCGACUUGAAUUACAGCGAAGUAGUUAAGCGCGAAGAUCGACAGAGCAAGAUCAUAAAGUGGAUGUUUAGACUGACGACUACUUCGAUGCUCCUUGGUUUGGUGUUUACACCACGAUAUUGGUCAAGAUUGAGUAAGAUGUUGCGAGAUUGA
Molecule: messenger RNA, 1422 nt
Organism: Melampsora larici-populina 98AG31
Lineage: Eukaryota; Fungi; Basidiomycota; Pucciniomycetes; Pucciniales; Melampsoraceae
Exons: 8
Coding region: 1-1422 (473 amino acids)
Biological process (GO): quinolinate biosynthetic process; L-tryptophan catabolic process; NAD+ metabolic process
Cellular component (GO): mitochondrial outer membrane
Molecular function (GO): NAD(P)H oxidase H2O2-forming activity; kynurenine 3-monooxygenase activity; FAD binding
Source: RefSeq, a predicted model, not a curated record